Messenger RNA from Entrophospora candida, 174 nucleotides. NCBI's taxonomy places the organism in Eukaryota, Fungi, Glomeromycota, Glomeromycetes, Entrophosporales, Entrophosporaceae. The record is from the annotation of a GenBank genome assembly.
GUGUUAUAACAACUGAACUACCUACUGAUGAAGAUAUUGUUGAAGACAUUCUCGUUUCAGAAGUACUUGAAAAUGCUAAAAAAUUCUUGGAACAAGAAUUUGCUACAGAAAAAGAUGUUAAGUAUGUUAAAGAGUUAAUAAAACGUCUAAAUAGUAUUGAAGAUAAGGCAAAAU